AUGAAGAGGGUACGGACAUUACGAUGCACUGGGCAAUUGCUCACCGCUCAAACGAGGGCUGCCAUUCCUUCCUACCACACCCCAAUCUCGACCUCCUUUAAGACAGCGACAGCCGCAGCCGCACCACGUCUCCAGCAGUCACGGUUACAAUCGACCAGUGCGACCCCAUCCUCCCUCGAGGCUGCCAUAGACGACCUCGAUAUUCCCGAGUACAAACCUCUGCCGUCACCGCUUCCGGCACGAGCUCUCACCUCCCCCAAGCUCGCCGCCCUCCAUGCUCGUCUCUCCCUCCCCUCAAAGCUCCCCCUCCAGACUCUCGCCCGUUGUCUUGUCGACCCAUCCGCCGAUGCGAACCCGCACUUCAACAAUGCCAAUCUCGCCCUGACCGGUUCCUCUCUCAUCAGCUACCACACCUCCGAGCGCCUCGUCGUUGCCUACCCCCGACUGCCCAUGGCUAUCCUAUUCGAGGCCAUGCGCUCCUACGCCGGCCCUGCAUCCCUCGCCAAGAUUGCCCAACAAUGGGGUGUCGAGAUGGCGGCCGCCCCCGGCGAAGAGGUGGACCCCGGCCUGCUGCAGUACUCCCUGGAUCCCAAGGCUGGCGUCGUGCACACGCGCUGGGGCUAUGUCCGCAAGGAGGCAGCCCACAUUGACAAGUUCAAGUGGCGCCGCGGCACCAGCUCCCGUAUCGUCUACGACGACGAGUUCGGCGACACGGUCCACAAGGCGACGCGGAACCCGCACGACGCGACCUCGGCCGCCGACCUCGUCUCCGCCGAGCGCGCCGACAUCCGCCAGAACGCCAACGCGGCCUUUGUCCGCGCCCUCGUCGGCGCUCUCUACGUCCACGGCGGCCGCGAGAGCGUCCGCUCCUUCGUCGACGCCCACAUCCUUGCCCGCCGCGUCGAUCUCGAGAGUCUCUUCAGCUUCAAGCUGCCCACGCGCGAGCUCGCCAUGCUGUGCGCCCGCGAAGGCUUCGAAGCCCCGGUCGCGCGCCUCUUGUCCGAGACGGGCCGGCACAGCCGCACGCCCGUCUUUGUUGUCGGCAUCUACAGCGGCCAGGACAAGCUCGGUGAGGGCACUGGCGCGAGCCUCGACUUCGCGCGGUUGAAGGCGAGCAUGAACGCAUUGAAGGCGUGGUACCUGUACAGCCCCGGCGCCAAGAGCAGGGUGCCGAGCGACAUGCUGAGUGAGGGCGCGAAGCCGUGGCAGCCGGUGCAUAUUGACAUGGGAGAGGUUAUUUAA
Messenger RNA from Verticillium nonalfalfae, 1242 nucleotides. RefSeq lists its product as uncharacterized. NCBI's taxonomy places the organism in Eukaryota, Fungi, Ascomycota, Sordariomycetes, Glomerellales, Plectosphaerellaceae. Gene Ontology annotation, cellular component: nucleus. Bases 1 to 1242 code for a protein of 413 amino acids. The transcript has a single exon. Gene Ontology annotation, biological process: regulation of gene expression; rRNA processing; primary miRNA processing. The record is from RefSeq and is a predicted model, not a curated record. Gene Ontology annotation, molecular function: ribonuclease III activity; double-stranded RNA binding.